This is a messenger RNA of Aspergillus chevalieri, 192 nucleotides long. RefSeq lists its product as uncharacterized. The coding region runs from base 1 to 192 and encodes 63 amino acids. Lineage: Eukaryota; Fungi; Ascomycota; Eurotiomycetes; Eurotiales; Aspergillaceae. The transcript has a single exon. The record is from RefSeq and is a predicted model, not a curated record.
AUGCAUCUCAAAUCCACUGCCUUCCUCUCCCCCUUCGCCGCCACCACAACAGCCAAACUCCUCAGCAACCCCUCAGCUUCACCCUCCUCUCCCGCCCUUAACCACGAUGACUACGACUGCAUCUACCAAAACCGCGGCUGCGACUGGACUAAGUCCGAGUACGGCUACGGCAGCGACUACUGCGGGCACUAG